AUGAUAAAACACAUACAAGCAAGUGUCAGAUCUGAACCACCUACCUUUAAUCACUUCGUGGUUAAAGAAUUUGCUACAGAGUAUGGAUUCACUCCAUUACACCUGGCUGCUCAAGCAGGACAUGACAGUCAUAUUGCUGUAGUAGGAAUGCUGCUGUCACGCAGUACUCAACAGCAACAUGCAAAAGAUUGGCGAGGAAAGAUGGUCUCCUUGCUUAUAGCUCAAGGAUCCAAUAUAAAUGUCAUGGAUCAAAAUGGCUGGACAGGAAUGCAUUAUGCUACAAAGGCUGGUCAUUUAGACGUUGUAAAGUUAUUUGUGAACAGCUCGGCAGAUGCUCAAGCCGAAACAAAAGAUGGAAAAGUUCCUUUAUGCUUUGCAGCAGCCAACAAUCACUUUAUUUUCGAUCUUAUGGUUUGUGGUAAAGGGAAUGAGAAUCAACCGUUACAGGAAUUUAUUCUUCAAAGUCCGGCACCCAUUGAUACAGCAGUUAAAUUGUCUAGUCUUUAUCGUGAAAUGAGUGAGAAGGAGAAAGAAAGAGCUAAAGAUUUAAGUAACGUUGCCACUUUUGCGGAAAAUUUGGCAGUUGAGCUACUUGGCAUUUCAGCAGCUAAAUAUAAUGCUGCGUUGUUGCUUAAGGCAAAAGAUCAUAGAGGAAGACCAUUAUUAGAUGUACUGAUAGAAAAUGAACAGGCAAUGAAUUUUUAA
This is a messenger RNA of Meloidogyne enterolobii, 705 nucleotides long. NCBI's taxonomy places the organism in Eukaryota, Metazoa, Nematoda, Chromadorea, Rhabditida, Meloidogynidae. The record is from the annotation of a GenBank genome assembly.